AUUCUUGCUGGUCCCCUUUAUUAUACCUGCCUGUGGAUAUUUAAAUCUCUAACAAUCUCACAGGAAGGUCCUUUACUGGUCAUUAUCUUGAAGUAGGAAGAAAGGGUCUGAGCUGUUUCUCUGUUGACCCAUUGCCUGCAGUUUUUAGCACUGGUGGUAACACAGAUAACACAACUAAAAGAAUCCGGUGUCUUUGUGUGUGUUAAUUUCUGUAAUCCUCACAGCAUCUCGUGCAAAUGCUAAACCACUGUCUCUGAUUUGCAUAUGGGGAGAGGAAGUAAAUUGUCCAAUGACUCUCACCUAUGUCAGGAGUAUAUCAGUCGGGAAUCAUUUCCAGGGAGUGCAGAUUCAGAUCAUGUUUGAACCUUGUUAUGCUCCUUAGGUUUCAGAGGAAAGCAGAAGAAUCAUAAAAUGCAGGAGGACAAUGAGAACAAUAGAUCCACAUCACUGAUAUCCCCCAAAUCAGAGUGGGCUCUGAAUAUUCACAUACUUUGUUCCUAUAUUUAAUUACUUACUGAUUUUUAAUACAUAUAUAUUAAUUUAUUUUUUGUUGUUGGGGAUGUAUCUGGUCUACGCCUGGCUGUGCUCAGGGCUUAUUCUAGGCUUUGAGUUCACAAAUCAUUCCUGGCCAUGCUUUUGGGACCCUAUGUGGUGAAGAGAUCAGAUCAGGGUCGUCUUCAUGCAAGGCAAGUCCUGUACUAUAUCUCCUGCUUAAUACAUAGGAUUUUUUUUCAAAGGAAGAAACAUUUAUUACAUUUCUUAUUUUUAAAUAACAUUUUUUAAAGAUUUAACAAAUACAACUCUAACAACUCAUACCAUUGUUCAAAAGAUACAAGAGUCAGUAUUGCUGCAGAGCACAGAAAGAAUCUGAGUUCUGAAUUUCAGCGGCUGCUUCCUUUACAUCCUCAAAACAACCUUGUUUACUAACCUGAUGGUCCACUUUCCUUCACUUUUUUUUCUUUUUGGGUCACACCUGGCUAUGUACAGGGGUUACUCCUGGCUCAUGCACUCAGGAAUUACUCCUGACGAUGCUUGGGGGACCACAUGGGAUCCUGGGAAUUGGACCUGGGUCGGCCGCAUGCAAGGCAAACACCCUACCCGCUGUGCAACCACUCCAGCCCAUCCUUCCUUUCUUGCCCCUUCCCCUUCCCUUUGCUUCUUUUUCACUCCAUCUUCUCAAUCCCUUUUCCCUUCUUCCUUCUCACUUCCCCUCCCCUUCCCCUUACCUUACCAUCCUCUAUAGCACUAAGGAUAGAAGACGGUCACACACAACAAACACACAGGCCAACACACUAUGACUCUACACACUACAGAGCAGGCGCUCUGUCCCUGAGCCUCUGCUAAAGUAGUUCUCAGUUUACAUGAAAAGAGGUUGACUUGCUCCUGUCUUUGUGUCCCUACCUUAUUUUCUGCUUUAAUAAGUUCACUCAUUCCUUUCCACAAUCGCUUAAGACAUGCAGGAAAAUUUUUACAUUUCCAUAUUGGAGUGCAUUUCCAUAUUAUUAUCAAAAUCAAUUUUGUAUCUAUAUUGGCAUCCUCUCAUGUCACUUGACGCUUCACCACCACAGGAAAUACAAUGUUGAUACAUGUUCACAUUCUGAAACAUUUACUAACUGCCAGAUUCGAAAUUCUCCAGUAUUCUCUCCUAGGAUGAUGAUCUCUGAAGUAGACACCAUUAUCCCCCUAACCCACAGAUGAAAACAGGGAGGAGGAGGUUCGAGGUCACUUAAGAUAAAAGGAGAUCUGUGACUUGAACUCAAGCAUUCUGAUCCUAAAAUUCUAAUCCUUAUCAAUACUCAUCAUUGGAGCACUGUCGUCCCAUUGUUCAUCUGUCCCAUCCCGCAGAACCGGAUAAUGGGGUUCACAAGGAUAGGAUGCAAGAGUGAUAGGGAGAGGGGAGACAAACACAUACAGAGCGAGGUGAGCAAAAGCUACUUUAUUGUAACUCCACAGCGCUUAUGUAUGCUUAGGCUUCAAUCUACUUGCGUCAUGGCCUUAAGGUAAAACUAGAAGUAACUAAUGGCACCGGGGCAACUAGGGGACAUAACAAUAGAUAUCCAGAAGGCUGAUCUAUCUGUUCCUGUUGGCUAACCAUCCUGCUCUUGUAAAAAUGUCCCAGUCCUCCGGUUCUUAUAUAGUGGCUUUUUCAACCUGUUUGUUUGACCACAAGCUAUAUGCUGAAGGCCCGCUCACCACAUUCAUUGAUUUCCUUGAGCAGGCACCAGUAAAGUCUCUAUUAGAGACUUGUUGUUACUGUUUUUGGCAUAUCAAAUACGCCAUGGGGAGCUUGUCAGGCUCUGCUGUGCAGGCGGGAUACUCUUGGUAGCUUUGCCAGGCUCUCUGAGAGGGAUGGAGGAAUCGAACUCGGGUCGACGUAUGCAAGGCAAACACCCUACCACUGUGCUAUUGCUCCAGCCCUCAUCAAUCUACACAAAUACUAUCAGCCCCUAUUUUCCUUGUGUCUUCUGCCAAUGGGUGUGAAGAGAAGGGAAGAGGCUCAUGAGUCUCUGUAUGCUCUGUUUCCCGCACAUAUGCAAGCAGCAUUUGUUUUGUAUCAAGUCAUCUACUGAGAAACAAUUCCUUGUGAAAUCAGCACUGCAAUUACCACUAAAUCAAACUCAAAGGAUUAAGGAAGUGACAUAUUGUUCACAUUUGUAAACUUGCAGUAAUUUAUUCAUCACACACUGUGUGUCAGGGAUUUUUAAAGAAAUUGGGGUGUACUGGUGAAUAAUAGAGAGAAAAUAGUUGCUCUUAUAAAAUUAUCUAUUGGGGGAAAUAAGAGUCAAAGAGACAUAACAGAUAACUAAACUGAUAUAAAAGAAAGUCAUUUGUUCUGGAAAGAACUAUGUGCUGAAAAAGGUAAAGGAACAAACAUAAUAACCUCUCAUUAUCUGUAUUGUAAACCAUUAAAGCAGAGAGAGUGAGAGAGAGACAGAGAGACAGAGAGAGAUGAGAGAAGGAAAUUGCCUUCUUUAAAGACAGGUUGGGAAGGGGGACACAGAGGCAGGAGGGAAACUAGGGAAGGACAUUGGUGGUGGGAAACGCGCACUGCUGGGUUAAUGGGUACUGGAAUAUUGAUGACUGAAACUUGACCCAUGAAGAGCUUUGUAACUUUUGAUCUCAUGGUGAUUUAACUAAAAAAUAAAUAUUUUAACUUUUUUAUUGAAUCACUGUCAGAUAGACCCAAUAAAUAAAUUUGUGAUUUGAAAAGUGCAAAGUACUAUGGACAAAAUACUUGAGAGUACAAUAGUAAGAUGAAUGAGAUGUGUUUUAAAUACGUUUGAUAGUUAUUAUGGAAAAGGCAAAUUUGAGCAAAGCUUCCAAGAAAGUACAGGAUGGACUAUAGGGAUUUCUGAUGGAAAGUAACAGGGAACAGUGUGCAAGGACUCUGAGAAAAAAAUUCUUCCUAUUAUGCUCAAGGAUUUGACUUUGCGUUCAUCUUGCUCAUUUUAUUUUUGCAGUGUUAAAAAAAUGUGUUUGACCAUUCAGGGUUUUGCUGAGGGAAGCCACUUGCUCCAAGAUGAGUAUGAAAUUAUCCUACAUUGAGAAUGGACUAAACAACAGAGAUAGACACAACUGGAAAAUUUCAGAAUUCACGAGUUUAUGCACACAAAACAAGUUGAUGAAACAAGUCAGUAGUUAGUAGUUACAAAGUCAAGAGCUCGGCUCUGGGACGUGAGCUGAUGAGGAGUCAACAAGAUUUCCUGGUACACAAUGCUGGAGUGGGAGAGAGAAACCCAAGGGCUUGGAUCUGAGAUCUGGGAGAAUCAAGCUGAUAGUGAGGGCAUGGGAGGAAAUGAGGAUUCAGGUCCGGGAUGUUACUGUGUGAUGUUUACUUCCAACUAUGAUCACGGCCCAGGGGAAUUGUACAAAAAGUCCAGAGUCUUAUCUAGAGUGUGAUCGUGAGAAUUAUGGAUCCACAGAGGGAAGAGUUUCUCUACUGUCAAGUUUCUGUCAACUUUCUGGUUUCUCUUCUUCCCUCUCUCCACUCUUCAGUUCACUGGUCUCACCAAGGUUCAGUCAUAGUUAUUUCCACUUUGUCACAUAAACAGUCACUUUUGUCACACAGCUUUCCAUUGUCCAAUCAUCUUCUCUUAUUUUUAUGUUUAAAAAUUUAGGUUUGAGGCCACAUCUGGUGAUGUCCAGGUUCUGUGCUCAAGGAUCACUCCUGGGGGUGCUCAGGGCACCAUAGGCAGUGCCAGGGCAUUGAAUCAUAGUCAGCAGAACCUAGAACCCUGUACUAUCUCUGCAGCCCCCAAUCUUCUCCAGACUUAAAUCCAAACUGACAGACGCUCUGACCACAGUGACAAGCCUGGUGUGCCCGGUGAGAGCAGCACCUCCUUAGGAGCCAGCCCGGGCACACAGGGGCUGAGUGGGUGCACUCUACCCGCUCACAUAUGAAAAGGGGAACCACAACUCUGUAUCCUGUUUAGCACAAAGAAACAGAAAAAGAACAUUGCUAGGGUGCAGUGUCCCACAGACCUCACAAAGCAAUGAGGUUUGCAGUGUAAUAUUUUAUUUGGCACAAGUCAAACAAGUAUGGAGGUUAGAAAGCUGACAGGUCAGGGAUGAAACCUCUAGUAGGAGAGCGACCUCUCCCCUUGACUCCAGGGUCUAUUUAUACUUUAAGAAUCCAAGGGGCUUCCCUGAUCAUCUUGUGCACUCCCUGCUGACCAUUUCCUUGAUUAGUUUGUUGGUUAUCUCCACUGCCUUCAUGCAGGGCUAAUUCUGCUUUUUAGGCUGAUACCCAUAAAUGGGUGUUAAACAGUUCAAAUGACAGUUAUAGGAAAGCUGUUCUUUCCCAAAAUGGCUCUGGUGGCGCUGAUUAAGGCUAAGUAUUGUAGGAGGGGAAUAGGCCUUCACAACCUGGUAUUUACUCAUGGUCCAACAACAGGUUGAUCCUCUGAUGCAGAUCUUCUGCAAGAACCAUGAGACACUUCAAAUCACAGGAACCUUUUAGUUUUUCUAUGUGAUUCCAGAACAUGCCUAGUAUUGAAGAGGCAAACCAAUGGGAAAGUUCUUCACGUGGUGUGAAAAAUCAUGGAUGACUCAUGGUCCCUCAACUCGUAACUAAUUUUGUCCAAGGAAAACGAAUAACUCCAUUCUUUUCAGAACAUGAAUUUGAACAUGCUCCUUGUAUUCCUGGUCUCUCUUCAUAUUUAAAUAUCUAUUUAUAAGUAAUUUACCUGCCUCAGUAUAACAUACAUUAUAUUUUCCCCUUAACCAUUACUUCAAAUCAAAGACUAAUGACCUUAUUCUAACACGCACUUGUUAUUAUGUUAAUUAUACAUGCGAUGAACAAUCGUGUUAAAAGUACAUUUGACUUUACAUUUGACUUCAUUCAAUUAACAUAGUACUUAUUUCAAGAUUCAUUUGUAUUAUAGUCUGGAUCAGAAUUUGAUUAAUGAAUAGGGGUGCAAAUAUUCCAUUUUGUACACGUACUAGAUUCUGUUCAUUCAUUCAUUGCCGCGGCCCGGGCGGCCAACUUGAACCUUGGCCGGAGAGAGGGAAUGAGAGUUGAGUGGGCUAGGGAGGACUGCAUGCAAUAUACAGCAUACAGCAAGUUUAUUGAAAUCCAAGCGGGUUUAUAUAGUCUUAUUUUAGCAAUGAUCAGCAGGUUACAUAAGUGCUAUAAACAUUAUUAAUCAAGCUUUGCAAGAAACUUUAUUUUUGCCAAUAUUACUUGUUUUUCGGUUCCUUCUCUCAGCCUUGAGAAACAUGGGAAAGCAGAUGUGGCCUUGAGCAUGGCCAAGGCGGACGUGAGUCAAUCCUCCCUUCAGCCUCCUCUCGAGUCCAGCUGCCAGAGCAUGGUGGCCCUUUAACUUUUCUCUUGAGGCAGGUCUCCAGAGCAUGGUGGCCCUUCUACCCCUGUUCCAGGCUGGCCGCCAGAGUAUGGUGGCCCUUCGGGCGCCUGUCCAGGUCGGCUGUCAGGAGAUGACUCGCCCUCACACCAAGUUUCUCCAUACUCAUUCCUGUUUACAGGAACUAAGGAUUUGCAGCUUCCUCUCAGUACUCUGGCUGACCUCAGGAGAUGUGCAGUCCCAGGUCAUCUGUGAGGUCACCCACAUCACCCUACACAGGGGUUCUUCUCUCCGUGGGACGGCCAGCUUGGCUGAGACCAUCCGAGUUCCACCCACCUUGGAGGUCUCUCAGAUCCCCACAAUGGGCAACCAGGUGAACCUCAUCUGCCAGGUGAAGAAGUUCUACCCCCGGAACCUACAGCUGACCUGGCUGGAGAACGGAAAUCUGUCUCGAACAGAAAUGACCUCCCUCCUCCUAGAGAACAAGGACGGGACCUUUAACCAGACCAGCUGGCUCCUGGUGAACUCCUCUGCCCACCAGGAGAAUGUGGUGUUCACCUGCCAGGUGGAGCACGAUGGGCAGCUGUCGCUCACCAAAUCGCACACCCUGGACUCAAAUGAAUCUGGCAUCAGUUUUGCACUUCUGGAACAAAAUGCUGUCAGGAGGAAAAGAAGGAGAUGAAGGAUCUGAGAAAAAUUACAGACUUUCACCAUUAAGAUUUCUUUUGGGGUCAGGAAUUUCCAUUCUCAAACAUCAAGAAGUGAAGCCUCCCUCACUUCAAAUCUCCCUGAUCUGGUGACUCCAGGAGGCUGCCCACUGG
Messenger RNA from Sorex araneus (European shrew), 6622 nucleotides. RefSeq names its product tyrosine-protein phosphatase non-receptor type substrate 1-like. The transcript is spliced from 5 exons. The record is from RefSeq and is a predicted model, not a curated record. Gene Ontology annotation, cellular component: plasma membrane. NCBI's taxonomy places the organism in Eukaryota, Metazoa, Chordata, Mammalia, Eulipotyphla, Soricidae. Bases 5851 to 6483 code for a protein of 210 amino acids. Gene Ontology annotation, biological process: positive regulation of phagocytosis; positive regulation of T cell activation.